Molecule: messenger RNA, 9513 nt
Organism: Ochotona curzoniae (black-lipped pika)
Lineage: Eukaryota; Metazoa; Chordata; Mammalia; Lagomorpha; Ochotonidae
Gene: FREM2
Product: FRAS1 related extracellular matrix 2
Exons: 24
Coding region: 1-9513 (3170 amino acids)
Biological process (GO): cell communication
Cellular component (GO): membrane
Source: RefSeq, a predicted model, not a curated record
AUGCAAGCCGCUGGAACCCCAGGAAUCUGGUACGGGGCAAGCCGGACACCCAGUUGUGCCAGCUUUCAGCCGAGACCCUCGUCGACGCCCCGACUGCGACGGCUGCUACUGCUUCUCCUGUCACUGGUAAGCGGCGUCCUGGCACAGCCCGCUGACCCUGGCCGGGCGUUCCUGUCCCGGGGUCUUUCAGGGGCUGCAGGGGUUCCUGCCGAGGAGGCCAUAGUACUGCAGAACCGCGAACUCCGCGUGCCUUUCGGUCGUGAAGUCUGGCUGGAUCCGCUGCAGGACCUGGUGUUGCAGGUGCAGCCGGGAGACCGCUGCUCGGUGACUGUGCUGGACAACGACGCGCUGGCCCAGCGGCCGGGCCGCCUGAAUCCUAAGCGCUUCCCUUGCGACUUCGGCCCCCGCGAGGUGCGCUACUCACACCUAGGUGCGCGCAGCCCUUCUCGGGAUCGCGUCAGGCUGCAGCUACGCUACGACGCGCCGGGAGGGACGCUCGUGCUGCCGCUAGUGCUGCAGGUGGAAGUGGUCUUCAGCCAGCUGGAGGUUGUGACUCGGAAUUUGCCCUUGGUCGUGGAAGAAUUGCUGGGGACCAGCAAUGCCCUGGACGCACGGAGCCUGGAGUUUGCCUACGAGCCCGAGACAGAGGAGUGCCGCGUGGGCAUCCUCUCCGGCCUGAGUGCGCUACCUCGCUAUGGAGAACUCCUGCACUUUCCGCAGGUCCCCCGAGAAGCCACAGGGGGAGGCGCUCCGGAGCCGCUCCUGAUGGACUGCAGACUUUUCCUGGAGCUUGGCGUGCGCUACCGCCACACAGCCCCGAGUCGCUCACCCAACAGAGACUGGGUACCCAUGGUCGUGGAGCUACGUUCGCGAGGGGCUCCUGUGGGCAGCCCUGCUUUGAAACGCGAGCAUUUCCAGGUACUGGUGAGGAUUCGAGGAGGGGCUGAGAACAGCGCCCCCAAGCCCAGUUUCGUGGCCAUGAUGAUGAUGGAGGUGGAUCAAUUCGUGCUUACCGCCCUAACCCCAGACAUGCUGGCAGCUGAGGAUGCGGAGUCUGCACCUGACCUGCUCAUCUUCAACCUCACCUCUCCGUUUCAGCCCGGCCAGGGCUACUUGGUGAGCACUGAUGACCGGAGCCUGCCGCUCUCCUCCUUCACGCAGAGGGACUUGCGCCUCUUGAAGAUUGCCUACCAGCCCCCUCAUGAGGACUCAGACCAGGAACGUCUCUUUGAGCUGGAACUGGAGGUAGUGGACCCAGAAGGAGCAGCCUCAGACCCGUUCGCCUUCAUGGUGGUGGUGAAGCCCAUGAACACGCUGGCUCCAGUGGUCACCCGGAACACUGGUCUUAUUCUCUAUGAAGGUCAGUCUCGGCCCCUCACGGGCCCUGCAGACAGCGGGUCACAAAACUUGGUCCUCAGUGAUGAGGAUGACCUGGAAGCAGUGCAGCUGGAGGUGGUGGCCGGACUGCGACAUGGUCACCUUGUCAUUCUGGGUGCUACCAGUGGCAGUGUUGCUCCCAAGACCUUCUCAGCUGCCCAGCUGGCCGCUGGUCAAGUGGUCUACCAGCAUGACGACAGAGAUGGCUCACUGAGUGACAACCUGGUGCUUCGUAUGGUGGAUGGAGGAGGCAGGCACCAGGUACAGUUCCUGUUCCCCAUCACCUUAGUGCCUGUCGAUGACCAACCCCCAGUCCUCAAUGCCAAUACAGGCCUGACUCUGGCAGAAGGAGACACAGUGCCCAUCCCACCCCUUGCUCUGAGUGCAACUGACAUGGAUUCUGAUGACGCUUUCCUGCUUUUUGUGUUGGAGUCACCCUUCUCGAGCACCGGGCAUCUGCUUCUCCGCCAAACUCAGCCUCCCAUCAAGGAAGACGAGCUUACCAGGGGCCAGUGGAAGAAGCAGGGAGCAUUUUAUGAGCGAAUCGUGACAGAGUGGCACCAACAGGACAUAACAGAAGGGCGGCUGUUCUACAGGCACUCUGGGCCCCAUAGCCCUGGACCAAUCAUGGACCAGUUCACAUUUAGAGUGCAAGAUAACAGUGACCCCCCUAAUCAGUCUGGGCUGCAGAAGUUUAUGAUACGCAUCCAUCCCGUGGAUCGCCUACCUCCAGAGCUGGGCAGUGGCUGCCCCCUGCGGAUGGUAGUGCAGGAAUCCCAGCUCACACCCCUGAGGAAGAAAUGGUUGCGCUACACAGACCUCGACACAGACGACCGAGAACUCCGUUAUACAGUUACCAGGCCGCCGAUGGACACAGAUGAGAACCACUCACCAGCCCCACUGGGCACCUUGGUCCUGACUGACAAUCCCUCCAUUGUGGUGAUGCAAUUUACUCAAGCUCAAAUCAACCAUCAUAAAAUUGCCUACAGACCUCCCAGUGAGGAACUGGGAGUGGCUGCCAGAGUGGCCCAGUUCCAGUUUCAGGUGGAAGACCAAGCUGGGAAUGUGGCUCCGGGCACCUUCACCCUUUACCUACAGCCAGUGGACAAUCAGCCUCCUGAAAUCCUCAACACUGGCUUUACCAUUCAGGGGAAGGGCCACCACGUUCUGAGUGAGACUGAGUUGCAUGUCAGUGAUGUGGACACUGAUGCGUCUCACAUCUCCUUCACUCUCACACAGGCACCCAGGCAUGGCCAGGUGCAAGUGUCUGGACAGAUCCUGCAUGUUGGAGGAACCUUCCAUCUACAGGACAUAAAACAGGGUCGGAUUUCCUACGCACAUAAUGGGGAUGACUCCUUGAUGGAUAGCUGCUCCUUGGAAGUCAGCGACAGGCACCACGUGCUGCCCAUCACUCUGAGAGUGAACAUCCGGCCAGUGGAUGAAGAGGUGCCCACGUUAAGCCUUCCUGCUGGCACUCUGGAGUCCUAUCUUGAUGUCCUAGAGAAUGGGGCUACUGAAAUCACUGCCAAUGUUAUUAAGGGGACCAAUGAGGUCACUGAUGAUUUGAUGUUGACUUUCCUUAUAGAAGAUCCACCCUUGUAUGGAGAAAUUCUCGUUAAUGGAGCUCCGGCAGAGCAGUUUACACAACGAGAUAUUUUGGAAGGCUCUGUUGUCUAUGCCCACACUAGUGGGGAGAUAGGUCUAUUGCCCAAAGCAGAUUCGUUUAACUUGAGCCUAUCAGAUGUGUCUCAAGAAUGGAGAAUCAGUGGUAACAAGAUCCAGGGAGUUACUGUGUGGGUAACCAUCCUUCCAGUGGACAACCAGGCUCCACAAAUUUCUGUAGGUGAACAAUUUGUGGUGAUGGAAGGUGAUAAAAAUGUUAUUUCCUCAACACAUGUAAGUGCUGAAGAUCUUGACUCUUUAAAUGAUGACAUUUUAUGCACAAUACUUAUGCAGCCUACUUCAGGUUAUGUUGAAAACAUUUCUCCAGCUCCAGGCUCUGAGAAAUCAAGAGCGGGGAUUGCUAUAAGUGCUUUUACUCUAAAAGACCUCAGGCAGGGUCACAUUAACUAUGUCCAGAGUGUCCACCAGGGUGUGGAGCCUGUGGAGGAUCGAUUUGUAUUUCGAUGCUCUGAUGGCAUUAAUUUCUCAGAGAGACAUUUUUUUCCCAUCGUGAUCAUGCCUGCCAAUGAUGAGCAGCCAGAAAUGUUUAUGAGAGAAUUCAUGGUCAUGGAAGGCAUGAGUCUGGUCAUUGACACGCCCAUCCUCAACGCUGCCGAUGCUGACGUGCCCCCUGAUGAGUUAACUUUCACUAUUACCCAAUUUCCUACUCACGGUCACAUCAUGAACCAGCUGAUAAAUGGUACAGUUUUGGUGGAAAGCUUCACCUUGGAUCAGAUCAUAGAGAGUUCCAGCAUUAUUUACGAGCAUGAUGACUCUGAGACACGGGAGGACAGUUUUGUGAUUAAACUAACGGAUGGCAAGUAUUCCGUGGAAAAGAUGGUGCUUGUCAUGGUAAUCCCUGUUGAUGAUGAGACUCCCAGAAUGACCAUCAAUAAUGGGCUAGAAAUAGAAAUCGGGGAAACAAAAAUAAUCAACAACAAGAUAUUAAUGGCAACUGAUUUGGAUUCUGAUGACAGAUACUUGGUUUAUGUUAUUCGUUAUGGCCCUGGACAUGGGUUACUACAAAGACGGAGACUCACAGGGGCCCUUGAAAACAUCACCCUGGGCAUGAAUUUUACCCAAGAUGAAGUGGACAGAAACUUAAUCCAGUAUGUCCACACGGGGCGAGAGGGGAUUCGGGACCUAAUUAAGUUUGAUGUAACGGAUGGAAUAAAUGCCCUCAUAGAUCGCUAUUUUUAUGUGUCCAUUGGGAGCAUUGAUAUUGUUUUCCCUGAUGUUAUAAGUAAGGGAGUGUCCUUGAAAGAAGGUGGCAAAGUAACUCUCACGACGGACCUACUAAGCACUAGUGACUUGAACAGCCCUGACGAAUAUUUAGUUUUUACCAUCACCAGGGCUCCCAUAAGAGGUCACUUGGAGUGCACGGAUCAACCAGGGGUGUCCAUCACAUCCUUCACUCAACUCCAACUGGCUGGCAACAAAAUCUACUACAUCCACACAGCCGAUGAUGAGGUGAAGAUGGACAGUUUUGAGUUCCAGGUCACCGAUGGACAUAACCCCGUCUUCCGGACCUUCCGUAUCUCCAUCAGUGAUGUGGACAACAAGAAGCCAGUGGUCACCAUCCAUCAUCUGGUUGUCAGUGAGACUGAAAACAAGCUGAUCACUCCCUUCGAACUCACAGUGGAAGACCGAGAUACACCUGACAGACUCCUGAAAUUCACUGUCACCCGGGUACCUGUUCAUGGACAUCUUCUUUUCAACAACACCAGACCAGUCACGGUUUUCACAAAGCAAGACUUGAAUGAAAACUUGAUCAGCUACAAACACGAUGGCACUGAAUCAAGUGAAGACAGCUUCUCCUUCACAGUAACAGAUGGCACACAUACAGAUUUCUAUGUUUUUCCUGAUACAGUAUUUGAAACAAGGAGGCCCCAAGUAAUGAAGAUCCAGGUCUUAGCUGUUGACAAUAGUGUCCCCCAAAUUGCAGUGAAUAAGGGGGCCUCGACGCUUCGCACACUGGCCACAGGCCAUUUGGGGUUCGUGAUCACAAGCAAAAUAUUGAAAGCAGAGGACAAAGACAGCUUACACUUUUCUCUCAGGUUCAUUGUGACAGAAGCCCCUCAACAUGGUUAUCUCCUCAACCUGGGCAGAGGCAACCAUAGUAUCACUCAGUUCACCCAAGCUGACAUUGAUGACAUGAAAAUAUGCUAUGUGUUAAGAGAAGGAGCUAACGCCUCAAGUGACAUGUUCCAGUUUACAGUUGAAGAUGGUGGUGGAAACAAGUUAACCAAGCAGCAUUUUCGUCUGAACUGGGCAUGGAUCUCUUUUGAAAAGGAGUAUUACCUGAUCAACGAGGAAUCCAAAUUUCUCGACGUUGUCAUUAAACGUAGAGGCUACUUGGGAGAAACAUCCUUCAUAAGCAUUAGCACAAGAGAUGGGACUGCACAAAAAGACAAAGACUUCAAGGACAAAGCACAGAAGCAGGUGCAAUUCAACCCAGGCCAGACGAGGGCCACGUGGCGAGUGCGGAUCCUGAGUGAUGGGGAACAUGAGCACUCGGAGACCUUCCAGGUGUUGCUCUCAGAGCCUGUGCUGGCCGCUCUGGAGUUCCCCGCAGCCACCACCGUGGAGAUUGUGGACCCUGGAGAUGAAUCAACUGUGUUUAUUCCCCACUCUGAAUACUCUGUUGAAGAAGAUGUUGGUGAACUGUUUAUUCCCAUCAGGAGAACUGGAGAUGUCAGCCGGGAGUUAAUGGUGAUCUGUUAUACCCAACAAGGGACAGCAACUGGAACUGUGCCAACUUCCGUGCUGUCUUACUCGGAUUACAUAUCCAGGCCUGAGGACCACACCAGCGUUGUUCGCUUUGACAAAGAUGAGCAGGAGAAGAUGUGCCGGAUUGUUGUUAUUGACGACUCUUUAUAUGAAGAGGAGGAAACGUUCCAUGUCCUUCUGAGUAUGCCAAUGGGUGGGAGACUGGGAGCUGAGUUCCCAGGGGCUCAAAUUACAAUUGUCCCUGACAAAGAUGACGAACCUGUCUUCCACUUCGGGGACGUCAAGUACGCUGCGGAUGAGAGCGCCGGCUACGUGGAGGUGCGAGUGUGGAGGUCAGGCACCGACCUUUCCAAGGCUUCCAGUGUCACGGUGAGGUCUCGGAAAACAGACCCUCCUUCCGCAGAGGCUGGGACAGACUACGUGGGAAUCAGUCGUAGCUUAGAUUUUGCCCCUGGAGCCAACAUGCAAACUGUUCGUGUUACCAUUCUGGAUGACCUUGGACAACCAGUGCUGGAGGGAAUUGAGAACUUUGAACUGGUGCUUCGUAUGCCUACGAACGCAGCCCUUGGCGAGCCCAGCAAAGCCACAGUGUCUAUAAAUGACUCCAUCUCUGAUUUGCCUAAGAUGCAAUUCAAAGAGCGAACGUACACUGGCCGUGAAAGUGACGGGCAGAUAGUUGCCGUGAUCCACAGGAGUGGAGACAUCCAGUACCAGUCUUCAGUAAGAUGCUACACACGGCAGGGGUCGGCGCAGGUGAUGAUGGACUUUGAAGAACGCCCCAACACUGACAUCUCCAAGAUCACCUUCCUCCCUGGUGAGACUGAAAAGCCUUGUGUUCUUGAGUUGAUGGAUGACACACUCUAUGAGGACAUUGAAGAGCUCCGCCUGGUACUGGGCACCCCACAGAGCAACUCUCCCUUCGGAGCUGCGAUUGGUGAACAGAAUGAGACUCUGAUAAGGAUCCAAGAUGAUGCUGAUAAGGCUAUCAUUAAAUUUGGAGAGACCAAAUUUAGCAUCACUGAGCCCAAGGAACCAGGAGGGUCAGUGAUUAUAAAAAUUCCAGUGAUUCGUCAAGGGGACACCUCAAAGGUUUCCAUUGUCAGAGUCCACACCAAGGACGGCUCAGCUACCUCGGGAGAGGAUUAUCACCCUGUAUCAGAAGAAAUUGUGUUUAGGGAAGGAGAAACCCAACACAUCGUUGAGAUUGAAGUUAUCUUUGAUGGAAUAAGAGAGAUGCGGGAGGCCUUCACCGUCCAUCUGAAACCUGAUGAAAAUAUGAUAGCAGAGACACAGGCAACCAAAGCCAUUGUGUAUAUAGAAGAAAUGAACAGCAUGGCAGAUGUCACUUUUCCUUCUGUCCCCCAAGUUAUGUCCUUGCUGGUAUAUGACGAUAGCUCCAGAGCUAAGGAGGGAGCUGCACCUGUGUCUGGCUAUCCAGUCAUCUGCAUCACAGCUUGCAACCCCAAAUAUUCAGACUACGAGAAAACAGGAUCUAUUUGUGCAAGUGAGAACAUCAAUGACACUUUGACACAAUACCGAUGGCUGAUUAGCGCUCCUGCCGGCCCUGAUGGUGUGACCAGCCCCAUGAGGGAAGUGGACUCUGACACCUUUUUUACGUCAUCAAAGAUGAUCACCUUGGACUCCAUAUACUUUCAGCCUGGCUCCAGGGUGCAGUGUGCAGCUCGUGCUGUGAAUGCUGACGGCAAUGAGGGCCUGGAGUUGAUGAGCCCCAUCGUUGUCAUCAGCAGGGACGAAGGUCUUUGUCAGCCACGUGUGCCAGGGGUGGUGGGAGCAGAACCAUUCUCAGCUAAAUUGCGCUACACUGGCCCAGAAGACCCCGACCAUGCAAACCUCAUCAAACUCACUAUCACCAUGCCGCAUAUAGAUGGCCUGCUCCCUGUGAUCUCCACCCGAGAGCUCUCCAAUUUUGAGCUCACCCUGAGCCCUGAUGGCACAAGAGUUGGGAACCACAAGUGCUCCAACCUCCUGGAUUAUACUGAAGUGAAAACCCACCACGGUUUCUUGACCGAUGCUACCCAAAACCCAGAUGUGAUUGGAGAGACGUUUCCUUACCAGUACAGCUCAUCCGUUCGAGGCUCCAAUACCUUGCGCUUCUACAGGAACCUGAACCUAGAGGCCUGCUUGUGGGAGUUUGUCAGCUACUACGACAUGUCCGAACUCCUCACCGACUGUGGAGGCUCCAUUGGAACAGAUGGGCAGGUGCUGAACCUGGUCCAGUCCUACGUGACUCUUCGGGUCCCUCUGUAUGUUUCCUAUGUGUUCCAUUCACCUGUGGGGGUAGGAGGCUGGCAGCAUUUCGACCUCAAGUCGGAGCUCCGUCUGACUUUCGUGUACGACACUGCCAUCUUGUGGAAUGAUGGAAUUGGCAGCCCACCAGAGGCUGAGCUACAAGGUUCUCUUUAUCCAACCAGCAUGCGCAUAGGCGAGGAGGGGCGUUUGGCGGUGAACUUCAAGACAGAGGCUCAGUUCCAUGGGCUGUUUGUGCUGUCACAUCCAGCGUCCUUUACGAACUCCAUGAUCACGUCAGCUGACCAUCCAGGUCUGACCUUCUCUCUGCGCCUCAUCAGGAGUGAACCAACCUACAAUCAACCCAUGCAGCAAUGGAGUUUUGUCUCUGACUUUGCAGUACGGGACUACUCAGGGACCUAUACAGUAAAGCUGGUACCGUGCACCACGCCAUCCAGCCAGGAAUACCGCCUGCCCAUCACCUGCAAUCCCAGAGAGCCAAUCACCUUUGAUUUUGACAUUCGAUUCCAACAGGUCAGCGACCCAGUAGCAGCUGAGUUUAGUUUGAACACUCAAAUGUACCUGCUCUCCAAGAAGAGUCUGUGGUUGUCUGAUGGAUCCAUGGGAUUCGGGCAAGAGAGCGACGUCGCCUUUGCCGAAGGUGACGUAAUCUACGGCCGUGUCAUGGUAGACCCUGUCCAGAAUCUAGGCGACUCCUUCUACUGCAGCAUUGAGAAGGUGUUCCUAUGCACUGGGGCCGACGGAUAUGUUCCCAAAUACAGUCCAACGAAUGCAGAAUAUGGCUGCCUAGCCGAUUCUCCUUCACUCUUAUACAGAUUUAAAAUUGUGGACAAAGCUCAGCCAGAGACACAAGUUACCAGUUUUGGAAAUAUCCUGUUUAAUGCCAAGCUGGCGGUGGAUGACCCAGAAGCCAUUCUCCUGGUGAAUCAGCCGGGAUCUGACGGAUUUAAAGUAGACUCAGCACCACUCUUUCAGGUUGCUCUGGGACGAGAAUGGUACAUACACACGAUCUACACAGUAAGAUCCAAAGACAAUGCCAAUCGUGGCAUUGGCAAAAGAAGUAUAGAGAAGCAAUACCACUCCCUGGUGCAUCAAGGAAAGCCCACUGGCAGGAAGAAGAGGGAGAUCCAGAGCGUUCCGUCACUGGCCUCAGAGAUCGGCGCUGGUAACAACCGGGGAACAAACAUCCAGCACAUUGCCCUAGACCGCACCCACAAGCGGCAGAUCCCCCAUGGGAGAGUUCCUCCUGAUGGUGUCCUCCCACGGGAGCUUAACAGUCCAAGUUCUGAGGUGCACCUGCUCACUGUCGUGGGAGGCAUCGGGGUAGGAUUACUCACCAUCUGUCUCACUGUCAUUGCCAUGAUUAUGUGCAAGAGAAAGAAGAGCAGCAGGGAGAAGAAAGACCCAAAGGGCUCCAGCAGCAGAGAGCCCAUGAUGCCCCCACAGAGCCACCACCACGACAGCUCAGAAGUGUGA